Molecule: messenger RNA, 2350 nt
Organism: Echinops telfairi (small Madagascar hedgehog)
Lineage: Eukaryota; Metazoa; Chordata; Mammalia; Afrosoricida; Tenrecidae
Gene: PJA1
Product: praja ring finger ubiquitin ligase 1
Exons: 2
Coding region: 171-1910 (579 amino acids)
Source: RefSeq, a predicted model, not a curated record
GGGGAGGAGCUGGAGACCGGAGCGCAGUGGCUCUGGCGGUCCUGGUGGUGGGAGCUACAAAAGCUCUGCUCCACGGAAGAUCUUGCGGGUAUCCAGACUGUGGUUUCAGGCCACCCGAGAGCAAGCAAGAAAGGAUUUCCAGCCAGAGAAAGACGACAUCUGAAGUCCCAAUGCACAGAUCAGCCGCCAGUCAAACCACCAAGAGAAGCCGAUCACCAUUUCCCACCAGUCGCCGUAGUUGGGAUGACAGUGAGAGCUCGGGAAGCAGUCUGAAUGUUGACAAUGAGGACUAUUCCAGGUAUCUGCCAAGAGAGUACAGGGCUCCAGGUAACAGAAGAGGAAUGGCUUAUGGACAUGUUGACUCCUAUGGGACUGAUGAUAGUGAUGAGGAGGGGGCUGAGCUUGUGGAACGAGGCCCUGGGAGAGGGGAAACUGACAAGUUUAAAGAUGAUAAGCUGUAUGACCCAGAGAAAGGGGCAAGACCUUUGGCUGGGAUGCCACCACAGUCCUCUAGUUUUAACUGUGAUGUGAGAGAGAAGGUUGACAAGCUAGACCCAGCCUCUGCAGUGAGAUGCUCUGCUAAGAGAGCUGAAUUUAUGCAGCAAAAUGGCAUGUCUUCUGCUGAAGACAAGGUGUCUACAAAUGGUAACAGCUCAGAGCAGGAGAGACAGGAGAAGAACUUACCUGAGUAUUCUAGCAGGGCUCCUGUGAGUAUUUGUGGUGGUGGGGAAAACACCCUACUGAGUUCAGAGGAACUGGUAGUGAGGCCCAAAAUCAGAAAUCUUGCAAGUCCGAAUUGUGUGAAACCCAAAAUAUUUUUUGAUACUGAUGAUGAUGAUGAUGAUAUGCCACAUAGUAUUUCCAGAUGGAGAGAUACUGCCAACACUAAUGAAAGUUAUCCAGAUGGCCUAGCAAGAAGAGGCAGAGGCAAAAGUUCAAAUGGCUACUCUGAGCUGAAGUGCUCUGAAACAAAGAAGGAAGCAAGGAAUGACCAAGUGAAAAUUGAAAAGAUGCCGAGACGACGUAGAACCAUGUUUGAUGCUGACUUCUGGACCUACAGUGAUGAUUACUACAGAUACUGUGAUGAAGACUCUGACAGUGACAAAGAGUGGACUGCUGCUCUGCGUCGUAAGUAUCGCGGUCAAGAGCAAAAUCUGUCCUCAAGUGGUGAUAGCUGGGAGACUCUCCCAGGGAAGGAAGAGCAUGGACCUGAGCAGCUGGCAAUAAGUGCCAGUGCCAGCCCCAGUGCCAGCGCCAGUGCCAGUGCCAGUGCUAGCAGUAAUGGCAGCAAUUAUCUUUCAAAAGUUCAAGAACCAGCUCCUCAGAAGGAGGACCGAGUAUCUCCGGACGAAGGAGAAAUUCCUUGGCUCCAGUAUAAUGAAAAUGAGAGUAGCAGUGAGGGCGAUAAUGAAUCCGGUCCUGAGUUUAUGCAUACUGGUGUGUUUAUGUUGGAUGGGAACAACAACCUUGAAGAUGACUCCAGUGUGAGUGAAGACUUAGAAGUGGAUUGGAGCCUCUUUGAUGGCUUUGCCGAUGGACUAGGAGUGGCUGAAGCCAUUUCCUAUGUGGAUCCUCAGUUCCUCACCUACAUGGCACUUGAAGAACGCCUGGCUCAGGCCAUGGAAACUGCCCUUGCACACUUGGAGUCCCUUGCAGUGGAUGUGGAGGUGGCCAAUCCACCAGCAAGCAAGGAGAGCAUUGACACUCUUCCGGAGAUCCUAGUCACUGAAGAUCACGGUGCAGUUGGUCAGGAAAUGUGUUGUCCCAUCUGCUGCAGUGAAUAUGUGAAAGGGGAGGUGGCAACUGAGCUCCCUUGCCACCACUAUUUCCACAAGCCUUGUGUGUCCAUUUGGCUUCAGAAGUCAGGCACCUGUCCCGUGUGCCGCUGCAUGUUCCCUCCCCCACUGUGAAGACCAAGGCUGUUUACUCCUGGUCUGGUUAUUUUCCCCAUCUGAAAUCCACAAUACUGCAGGAGCCUUCUCAAGUUUAACAAUUGAAAUGAAGCCCAUCAGUUAUACUAAACCUGUCAAUUAAUCGUGAUUAUUUCCAAUGUGGAAAAACUUUGUGUUUGAUUGUAUUUAAUCAUAUUGUCUUUUAGAAAUUAGAAAUGGAAAAUUAAGCUUUCUAAAUGCUACUUGAGAUUGAAGUAAGAACACAAAUUUUCUAACCUGAAAGUUGAAAUAAGUUGCGUUUGUUUUCUCAAAUACAAUAUGUUGCUGUUAAUUGUAAUGACAAUUUUAUUUGUUAACUCUAUCCAAAAGACAUGAUCAUUUUUGUUGCAUGUUGGAGGUUCCUGUAAUUGCAGUGCAGUAAAAGCUUAUUAAAAUUCUCCCUUUGGUUUUGCAUUGUA